GUGUCAUUCGGAGAGCGAGAGGGAGUUGGGGGCAAGGGCAGUUUCGGUUUAGGGAUUAUGACGUAAUGUUAAUCUUUUGAAGUGGUCUUCGAGUGUACUUGAGAGGUAGAAUAUCCUUUUGAAGUGGUCUGCCAAUGUACUUAAAAGGUAGAAUAUCCUUUUGAAGUGGUUUUCAAUGGCACUUGAAAGGCAAAGUGUCCUUUUAAAAGAUGUUUAAUUAAAAAUAAAGAUGGCGGAUAUUUGCAUAAUUAAAAAUAAAGAUGGCGGCUAGUUCCGUAGUGAAAAACAAAGAUGGCGGAUAGUUUACCUGGCAACCAAUGGGGAGAGUGAUGCAUGAAUGAGUGAUUAUAGGCAGUAUGUGUGUGUAUUGAAAUGUUUUCUCAAUAAACAUUAUUGAUUAAUCUCAAUUUAAGCUUGGUUUAUUACUUUAAACACAGAAAUUCGUGCAGGAUUGAUUAUUAUUAUUAUUAUUAUCAUCAUCAUAUUUUGUGAUUAUCAUUAUUACUAUUAAUAUUACAAUUAUUCUCUUCUUCUACCAUCAUCAUUAUUAUUAAAUCAUGGGAGAAAACGUGGCAGAGAAGAACGGCUCAAAUGUAGCCCAUUGCAGAUUAAUGUGCAUGUUUGAGUUUUCAUUACAAACAUAUUACGCUAAGGCAGUGGUGAACAAACUGGAAAAGGUCGCGCGCUUACUUUGUGACGGCUGCAAACACGAAUACCUGUCUCAGUUAAACCACUCGUGCAUGAUGCUGGACCGGGAAAGCAAGCUCGAGCACUAUUUCUGGGACGUGACUGAAACAUUGGACGACGAGAAAAUAAUCGAACAAUGGUACAGAUCACAGACAUACACGGAUCACGACCGUGCCGUCCUGGACUUAUUCGUGCUGAAAUACAGAUGUAAGGACUACAGAGAGACAAGAAUGAAAAACAACAACUGGCAGGGAAGCGUUUCUAAAAUAGCCCAGACAAUGCUGUCUAUAGAAAAACUAUAACGAUGUGAUAGGUUGGUCAAAGCAACUCUGGUAAAACAUCGUAUAUGCGAAAGUUAGUGGAAAUGGGUGACAGGUUGUUUACAAUUCCCCCAUCUAAAUACAUCUGGCUUUACAAUAUCUACCAAGACCUAUAUGAUCAGAUCAGCGGCACGGUACCGAACGUCCAGUUUGUGCACGGUCUGCCUUCAAGAUCCGACAUAGAGCAAUGGGCCGAAAAAGAACGACAUCUCGUGCUAGUAGUGGACGAUUUGUAUCACUUGCUGAUAAAUUCGAGGGACAUACUUGACUUAUUCGUGUUACUUUGCCAUCAUCUUACCGUGACGGUCAUUAUUAGUUGUCACAAUAUAUUCAUGAAUUCAAAGUACGCAAAAACAAUGACUACGAAUUUGCAUUACAUUCUCUUGUUUAGACUACAAAAUCGCCUUCAGCUAUCUACCCUCGGCACGCAAUUAUUUGUUCACAAUAAGAAAUCCAAACAUUUCCUUGCCGUCUAUGACGACGUCAUGGCAACGGAUCAAUACAGCCCCUUGAUCAUUGAUCUGAGUCCACAGACAACGCAUUCUGAUUAUAAACUCAGGUCAAACAUUUUACCUGGACAGUUACCGGUUGUUUACGAACUGGAAUAAUCACUGAACGGACGGAUAAAUAAUAAUAAAUACAACUUAAAUCAUUGUGAUGGACAAAAUAGCUCGCCAGAUUGACUUUUUGCGCUAUUUGGUAGUUGCGGUUCCCAGUCAAAGGAAGCAGCUUUUUCGCUAUCUUUCAAGGGAACAGAUUAACGUUAUAUCGGAAAUCUGCCUGAAUCUGUUACACGGUAUUAUAGAAAUCACGGACCAGGACUUUUGUGAACUGAAUAGACAUAAAAACACUUUCAGAAAACUGGCCGUUAAGUCAGUGGAUAACAAUACAAAACGAGAAUUGAUGUACAAAGACGCUACUGGCAUAAGAACUCUUGUGUCCGUAUUUCUGAAACAAUUCGAUAAAGAUUCUGAGAGUGAUUCGUCUGCUAGCGACGACUAUCAAUCACCACAGAAACCAGCAACAUACGACAGAAAUGCAGACGAGAGGGGAGAAGGGAUUUCGCAAACUGAUACUUAUUCCAGCGUGUCGAUAUCAGCAGUUGAUUCAGAAACAACAACAACAACAACAACAACAGCAUCAGCAUCAACAACAGACAAUAAAAGACCCCCAGCCAUCCAGUCGGCCGUCGGCGACAAGUCGCCAGGAAAUAGAAGCUUUCUCGACUGUUUCGCCGACGGUGUCGGAGAAACAGCAUGGAAAUCAAAUGAAUAGCUUAUCCAAAGCCAGCCCCACUUCCGGUACAAAACAAAAUGGCGAACAAUUUUCAAAGAGCGUUUCAGAAGAGGGCGAGCGGUCAAUUACUAAACGACUCACAGGAAUUAUAACUCACUCUUUUCCUAAACAUUUGAGAAAAGAAGCUAUAUCUCUGUUACUAUUUCUACUUAAGUACGGAAAGGGCGUGUUUCACGUGCAAGGGUGGGGCAGUUUUCUCAUUAAUGGACGAAAAAUGGAUUCCAGCAUCAUAGAUUAUAUAUUCUCUUCUCUGGCGAAUGAGAGGACUCAUCACCGGCCUGGAGACUUUAAUUACUUUCAGAUCGCUAUGGACCAAAUAAAUGUGCCCGCUCACUUAAUGUCAAAGACAACUAGCAAAAGAACAGACUUGUCAGUGAAAAGCAAAAGUAGAAAAUGGCUUCCUUAUUGACGAUUUUUAACAACAUUUUUUUCUGUUGUUCAUUUUGACUUUUUUUUUUGCUAUGCUUUUCAAUAUGUCAUUGCCGUAGUAUUGCCUUAGUCAUUUAUUUGUAAAUAAAUUAGUAAUUUUAUCUCAUUUGUUCUUCCUUUCAUUUGUGAUAAUAAGAUAAAAAUCGCAUUAUAGCUUUACUAUCCCACAGAUUGUUGUUGUUGUUGUUGUUGCUGUUGUAAUUGCAACAGAUAUGGGACUGAACUAAACUUUGUUGAGUUCUACACGCUCUCUAAGGUGCUAUAACAACACAAUUGCAGUAUUCCUUUAAUAAUAUUUAAUAUGAAAACAAGAGAUUAAACAUCAGUAUAGUGAGAAGCAGAUUUCAUGUCAAUUG
Ruditapes philippinarum (Manila clam) is the source of this 3088-nucleotide messenger RNA. RefSeq lists its product as uncharacterized. The transcript has 2 exons. NCBI's taxonomy places the organism in Eukaryota, Metazoa, Mollusca, Bivalvia, Venerida, Veneridae. Bases 1665 to 2282 code for a protein of 205 amino acids. The record is from RefSeq and is a predicted model, not a curated record.